Molecule: messenger RNA, 8353 nt
Organism: Tachysurus fulvidraco (yellow catfish)
Lineage: Eukaryota; Metazoa; Chordata; Actinopteri; Siluriformes; Bagridae
Gene: tep1
Product: telomerase-associated protein 1
Exons: 56
Coding region: 187-8166 (2659 amino acids)
Biological process (GO): telomere maintenance via recombination
Cellular component (GO): telomerase holoenzyme complex
Molecular function (GO): telomerase activity; protein binding; telomerase RNA binding
Source: RefSeq, a predicted model, not a curated record
GGAGCACCGUACAAAGAUGGCGGCGGUUUUGACGCAUUUUUAGGACCCCAAGGCGACAUCUAGUGUUUAGAUAUCUAUGAGUUUAUAACACGACACUGACGUGUUAGUAGGUGUUGCAUUUACUGCUCUCGGGUUCACUGUAACUUCCAGGAACUAAACUCGAAGGAAAAAGGAGCUCCUUCAGAAAUGAAGGAAGUCAGACUGCUUCAGUCGGACUUGAGCUCCAAUAUGGACUCUUACGACACCGGUCAGAGUCUGGAGAACCGGAUCCUGACCCAGGCCUCGUCGUUCGUCGUCCCUCCUCCUUUGUGUGCAAACCUGACGUCGUCGUGUCCGGCGCUCUGUCCAUCCAGCCUGUCCUCCACAUCCUCGUCCUCUCCUCUGCUGUCCACAUCGAUCAGCCUGCUGUCCUCGUCUCUGCUCAGCACCGAGAACACUCAGCUGAAGUCCAGCCUUCUCCCUGUCUCUUCUCUCUGCUCUACUCAGCCUCUGAGCGCACUGAUUCGAAGCACAGUGCCACCCACUGCUCAAGUAGACCGUCAAAGUCUGAAUGAGGAACACGAUGAUGUAAAAAUAGAUGACCAUGAAUCAUGCUCCACUGAUGAACUCUCAUCGUACAGUGAGGAGAUAAACGAGCUCACAGAUCAUGACGAACAGAAGGAGGUGAACUGUGAGGCCCCAGCUGAGAUGCCGGUCCUGGAUCUGAGGCAGUCUGAGGAAGAGGAGAAGCAGAUGCUUGACCUGGAUGAAGGGUUUGGGGAGUUCGACUCGGGCUGGAACAAAGACGCCGAAUUACUGAAAGAAAACAAGUAUAAGCUGCUGAAUUUGGUGUGCUGCUCCCUGGUAAGUAAAGUCUCUUCUCCAGGCCAGUUGGGCUGGGAGCACAAUACGCCUAUAUGGAGCACAAUAAAAUCCCUGGCCACUGACAUCACCCUCAGAGACCCCGAGUUCCUGCUGAAGGUGGCUGUUUACACCAGACAGGAACUGAACAUCCGCAUUACAGCGAACUUCCUGCUUGCCCUCGCCGCUCACCUGCCUGGGUCUAAACCGCACCUGAGGAGGUAUUUCUGCUCUGCUGUACAGCUGCCAUCUGACUGGCUGGAAGUGACCAGGAUAUACAGCAUGUGUUUCAGCAAGUCGCUGCCGUCGGGACUGAAGAAAGGUCUGGUCGACAAAUUCAAGCAGUUCAGCGAGUAUCAGCUGGCCAAGUACAACACACGCAAACACCGUGGUAAACACAAGAAAAAACAUAAAGCGAAGGAAGUGUCACCUGAGCAAUGGGAGAAAUGGGCGAAGCUCGUUGGAGCAGAACCUCAUGCUCUUCAGACACAUCUGAAUAUGGAGCAGCACACAGCAGAAGAUAAAAAACAAAACGAGUUUAACAUGAAGAAGAUGAUAAAACGACUCCAUAUCAAACAGCCGGCCGAGUUUGUCAUGAGCAUCCUGGGGAAAAAGUACCCUGCAGAUGUGAGGGCGUUUUGGCGCAGUGGGCUCAGUGGGGUGUGGCAGAGUGAAAGAGCCAAUCAGAGGAUGAGACUGAAGCAGGUGGAGACAUGGGAGACGCGACUGAGUCAAGAAGGGAACAACGCCACCACCUGGGAAAAACUCAUAGAUAAUAACUCUGUGCCCUUCAUGGCCAUGCUGAGGAACCUGAGGAACAUGAUCACGCAGGGGAUCAGUGACAAACACCACGACAAGAUCCUCAAACGACUCAGCUCCAAGUCGUCAGUGAUAAAGAGCCGUCAGUUCCCCUUCCGCUUCCUGUCAGCUUAUAAAGUCAUUCUGGAGCUCAGCAGCUCGACAGUCAGUGGCAGUGUGAAGCCGAGCAUCAAAAACAAGGAAGUCCUUCGUGGGAUUUUAAAGACUAUACCAAAGAGUUACAAAUGCAAGAAUCUGGACUGGUCGACGGCUAACCGGAAGAGGCUCCGCGUUACACUCUGUGUUCCUUUCAUCCGUGGUAUUUAUUCUGCAAGACUCAAAGGGAUCCAGAAAGCCAGAUCGAGGAGUUGUGCUCCAGAGCUGCUGCAGCGUUAUCGCCAGGCCCUGGACAAAGCUGUACAGAUCUCCUGCAGGUACAAUAUCCCUCCUCUGUCAGGACACACGCUCAUCAUCUUCACAAGCUCUUCCUGGUCUAGUAAACUGAGUAGAGCGGAUUUCAGCCUCCCCACGGAGCCUGCAGACGGAAACACGGAGGACACUAACCUCUCGACCUCUUCCUUGGAGGCGGGGUUACUCCUGGCCAUGAUGAUCCGUUUCUGCAGCGAGCACACGCAGUUCCUCCUGGGAGACGACGAAGCCGUACAGGAAAUCCAGAUCAAGUCAGACGGGCUUUUGGAGAACGUCAGGAGACUGAGCAAGCUGAUCUCGGAAUUUUCCGAAUCGUCUCAGAAGAUACAACACAACUACUUCUUCUCCAAGCUUCUUGAGGACAAAACAAAGGUGGAUAACAUCAUCCUUGUUGGUGAACGGUAUAUCGACUGGUGGAUGACGUUGGCAGUUAAAAGAUUUCAGAAACUUUCCAUCAGCGAACCUUUAGUGGUGAACAUUUUAAUCAGAAGUUCGAACAGUAACAUAGAUUCGUCAGAUGACCCAAAAAACGUGACGCUGUAUGGCUUCAGUGAGCAGAUCCUCAGGUUCAUUACAGAGCGAGGUUCCUCCAGGCUUCUGGAUCACGUGGAGCAAAUGGACAAACUGCACAAGAUUCCUCCUCCAGCAGGUUCCACCGAGAAACCUGAGAGAACGUGCGACGUCGUGCCGCUGCCUGAGGUUCCCAAACUCAGGUGGCGCGGUGUGCGUAUCUUUAUCUCGUCUACGUUCAGAGACAUGCAUGGCGAGCGGGACGUCCUGGUCCGCAGCGUUUUCCCGGAGUUACGGCGGCGAGCUGCUCCCCUCUGCCUCCACCUGCAGGAAGUGGACCUGCGCUGGGGCGUCACCGAGGACGAAUCGGCACGUGCCACUGAGAUCUGCCUCCAGGAGGUCUCUCGCUCGCAGGUGCUGCUGGGAAUUCUGGGACAGAGAUACGGCCUGGUGCCACCACGGCCCUCGCUGCCUGACCUGCCGCACUACAGCUGGCUGAAGUCGGCUCCUGACGGUCUGUCAGUCACAGAGAUGGAGAUUCGUCAGUUCCAGGCCAUGUUUUCUGAUUCCGCUCCAAGCCGCAUGUUCUUCUACUUCAGAUCUCCUCAGAUUCUCAGCUCAGUGCCUGAGGCUUGGAGAGAUGACUUUGUAGCUGAAUCUGUGGAAACUGCAGCUAAACUGGCUGAACUGAAGGAACGGAUCAAGUGCGACGGCUUCAGAGUGACGGAAAAUUAUCCGUGUGAGUGGGGUGGAGUCGUAGACGGAAAAGCCUACGUUAACGGACUGGAAGAUUUCGCAAAGGCCGUACUGGAGGAUCUGUGGUCUGCCAUACAGGAGAUUUUUGCGGAGGAAUCAGAUGAGGCAGAUCUGACUGCGGAGAUUAAAGAACAGGAAGUGCACCAGGAUGCCCAAUGGCAGCAGUUUUACGGCAGAGCGAAGCUGCUUUCGAAGGCAAAAGAGAAAAUCGAGGAAUGUCAGGAGAAAGGCGGACUUUUAUUGGUGGAGGGCGGGGCCGGAGUUGGCAAAACUGCUUUUAUGGCCGCUUUGAGUCAUGCACUCCAAACUCCGGUCAAGAUGAAGAAAGCUCCCAUGUGUGAUGUCAUAACCUACUCCACAGCAGCCAGCCAAUCAGCUUCUGGAGUUGAGCCCCUAUUGCGCUGCCUGGUCCAAUGGCUAAGGAAGCGAAAGCAGCAAGAGGAGGAGCUUCCUUUACACACACCUUAUAGAGACCUGCUGUCGGAGUUCCUCUCACAUCUGAAGGAGGUAAAGAAAGGCAAAUCUCUGGCUUUACUCGUUGACGGUGCAGAUCUGAUACAUGACAAUAAAGGACACAACAUUUCUGAAUGGAUUCCACAACGUGUUCCUAAGGGUGUGUGCCUGGUCCUGAGUGUUACCACACAUUCGUCUCUCUGCAACAUCAUCAGCAAAAAUAAAAGCUGCACCAUGUUCCCGCUGGGGCCUUUACUGCUGCCGGACCGGAGGGAGAUCGUCGAGAAGGCACUGAGUGUGUACGGGAAGAAGCUGAGUGAUUCUGCCUUCAAUAAUCAGCUCCAGACGCUGUUGAUGAAGAAAGGAUCAAUGAGUCCGCUGUAUCUCUGCUUGGCCUGUCAGGAACUCAGGAACUACGCCUCGUUCGAAAAGAUGAAGGAGAAACUGCAGUGUCUCCCCGCAUCUCUGAGUGAGCUCAUUCAGUACGGACUGAUAAGGCUGCAGACUCAGUACACAGGAACAGGACUCAGCUGGACCCUGGCUGCUCUAACCGUCAGCUCCACCGGUCUGAAAGACCGGGAUCUGCACUUCCUGUUGAACCUGUGUACUGAUCUGAGCUCUACAUGCAACUCACUGAACUGGCAGGAAGUGAUCAAACUUGCCAGGAACCCAAAAACCAGAGUGCCCAUGGCCAAGUUCUCCCAGCUGGCUCGAAGUCUGCAGAGUCUGAUCGGAUCGUCUUUGCGUGCGGAACCGGACCAGUCCUUCGUUCUGACUAAUCCGGAUGUGAAAUCAGCAUUCGAACGACUUUUCCUGUCUGAUCCGGAGGACAUAAGCAGAGCACACAUGAUUCGUGCAGCUCACUUGUGGGUGCAGUCAGAUCCUCAUGGAAACGACACGUUCCUGCACUGUGACACAGACACACUCACACAGCUUCCUGCUCAUCUGUUGAAAUGUGAUCAGUGGGAACCAAUGCACUUCCUGCUGUGCAGCUACUACUUCCUGUAUGCUAAUGUGCGUCAUGGACUCCUGCGUAGUCUCAUGGAGAAUUACAUCCUGUACGAAAAGAGGAUUGAAGUGGACAAGCCUUACUGUCCUGAGGCAUCUGCCCUUUCUGACGAGCUUGUGGCUUGUCACUCAUUCCUGAAGCACCACGCCCCCCUACUCUCCCAUUGGCCAGCUCUGUUUGUACAGCAAGCUCUGAACGAACCCGAGGCUUCAGCUGCUCAUGCCUGGGCUAAAAUAGCUGUGGAGGAGGGAAACAUCCACCCGGUCAGAUGGAUGAACACCUCCAGAGAAUCCCGUCAGGAAGCUGGCGAGCUGGUUUCCACGUUUCAGCAGACUCCGUCCUGUGUGUCCCUGAGUCCUGCAGGAGUUCUUGUGGCAGUGGGGACAGAACAGGGUACUCUCCAUCUCUACCACACACACACCAACCAGGAAGUGAAGUCAUUGGUUAGUAACUGUGACGGGAUCUCGGGCUGUGUGUUUCUGGAUGAGUGUGUUCUGUGGACCACCUCGCACGACGGCCAGGCAGAGGCCUGGGACGUUAACGGUGGUUGCAGGACGGCCCACCUGAUGGCCCACUCUAACAGGAUAACAGGAUGUGAUGUUAGCAAAGACAGGAAGCACUUCGCUACAGUGUCCUUAGACUUCACUCUGAAGGUGUGGUCUUCUCAGAAGGGGAAACAGGAGGCAUCUCUGGAGAACCCCACCCCUCUGAACUGUGUAACCUUUGAUCCUGAGGGGAGUCUGGUGGCAGUGGGUUGCUGGGACGGAGCAGUGCGAGUGUGGGACUGGAUCAAACAAGAGAACUGCAUGACUCUGUCAGGUCAUCAGUGUUCAGUGCGGAGUGUAUCAUUCUCUCCGUCCCCCUCUCUCUCACUCCUCUGUUCUGGGGCGUUGGAUGGAGAGAUGAGGUUGUGGUCGUUGCCCGGAGCGUCCUGUGUUUGGCGCUUUCUCGCUCACCGUGGCUCCACUGAGGCUCUUCGCUUUCUGAGUGAUGGAGAGUCACUGCUCAGUGCCGGACAUGAUGGCAUGGUGCAGGUGUGGUCUGGAGGUCUCGGACGCUCGGUUUCAGUUUUGGGGGAGGAAAAGAAGCUGUUGAAAUCCUCGGGGUCCAGACCCGUUGCAAUGUCUGAAGAUGCAGCUCUCUGCGUAGCUGUGAACGGUCGCUACGCCGCUGUGGGUUACCAUGGCAACGGGCUUAAACUUUACAACUUACAGUCAGGUGGCUGUGUGUGGUCCACUGAGGACCUGCGUGUGUCCAUGCUGUGUUUGCUCUGGCUGCAGACCUCAGCAGAUGCUCUCCUGCUCUCUGGAGGCUUAGAUCAGCGCCUAUGCCUGUGGAGGGAGCAGAGAAAACAUGGCAGGUCUCUGACACUCGCAGGAGACUUUGGGGUCCAGAAGGGAGCUGUUCUUGCUCUGAGCCAGAACUCCACUUAUGUAGCCUCCGCAUCGGAUGACUUCACGAUCGCAUUGUGGCUGAAGAGAGAUUUGACCUCUGACCCCUGGGUUAAACCGACAGCAGUGAGUCUUCUGAGGGGUCACAGCGGAGGGGUCACGUGUUUGGCCUUCAGUCCAAAUGGAGAUGAGCUGCUUUCAGGGGGUAAAGACAAGGCUCUGAUGGUGUGGAAGAUAAACUCGUCUCCUCCGUCUCUCUCUCGCUCUUUACCACACUGCCAUGGAGACUGGAUUACUGGAUGUGCCUGGACAACAUCUUCCCUGCUGAGCUGCUCUAAUGACUGCAGACUGCGACUGUGGGACAUUCAGACAGGAAAUUGCAUCAGAGAAGUCUCGACUGCAUCCUCUGUGGGUGCGAUGUGUUGCUGGGAGGACUAUGUGAUGUUGGGUUCCUCUAAUGGACAGCUGACUGUGUGGAAAUCUGAUUUAGGAGUGAUUACUGAGAUCAAAGCCCAUCUUUCUCGCCUCCACCACACCACCGUUAUCUCUAAACCAGGACUGGUGAAGAAACCUGAAGACCUGCUGAUCGCUACAGCAUCUGACGAUGGAUCUGUGAAACUAUGGAAACCUCUGCAGGUUGACCAUCGCAGUACUCUAGUCGGUCACAGUGGGAGUGUUUCUGCUUUAGCGAGUAGUUCUGGUCCAAACUUCCUCACUGUGUCUGAGGAUCACAGUCUCCGAAUCUGGAGCAUUAACACAGACUUGCCUUCCAGAAAGCUGGAGAGUGUGACUGCGAUGUGUUUUCUGGAACUACAGGAUGUGCUGGUUUGUGGCUUCAGCUCAGGAAGACUGGAUAUGUUUCAGCAGCUCAAACUCAUUUACUCCAAUAAGCUGAGUAAUAGCUGUAUCACUGCAUUAAGCAGUUUGCCUGAUGAGCAGUUGGCGGUGGGCUGCAGUGACCCUUCAGUGAGUGUGUGGAAGCUGGAGAGAGACUCAAAGCAGUGUAUCACAGGUCUUUCUAAAGUUUCCUCAUUCACUCUGGAGAGCAGUGUGACAUUCCUGCACUACUGCACCACCCUACUGGGUGUGUGUCAGGACACCACCAUCAUCGACGUCUUUCCAUCUGCACGAGGUAGACACAGAAAAGCUAAGGUUUGGCAGCACCAGGUGCGUGUGUUGGCAAUUCAGGGAAAUGGUGAAGAAGGCCUGUGGCUUCUGGGAGAGGAAUACGACAUGCCUAAACUUGCAUAUCUGCACCCUCGAUAUAGACAAGCGGGUAAAAAUGGAGGGGAAAAAAGGAAAAGGAAGAGAAACAGAGUUGGGGAAUCAGAAGGACAGCUGCGGUUGGUCACUAACCUGAAACCAGGAUUUGGUCAGACGCAGGAAGAGGAGCAGGAAGAGGAAGCAGAGGAGGAGCAGGAAGAGGAAACAGAGGAUGAGCAGGAAGAGGAAACAGAGGAGGAAAAGAGGGAGGAAAUGGAAGAGGACACAGAAAAGGAAACAAGGGAGGAAACAGAAGAGGAAAUGAGGGAGGAACCUGUUGAGGAAAUGAGGGAGGAAACAGAUGAGGAAAUGAGGGAGGAAACAGAUGAGGAAUCGACAGAGGACAUGGAGAACAACGAAGAGGAACAGGAGAAAAAGUUCACCAUCACGGCUGCUGCUUUACACGGCGAACUGAUUGUAUGUGGAGAUUCAAAGGGUCACAUGUGGUUUAAUGAGACUCCGACCCUGAGCUCGUGGACUCCAAGAAAACCUGCGCACAGUGACAGGAUCAGUGUCCUGCGUCUCACAGAGAGCAUCAUCAUCUCAGCCUCGUACGACAGGACGGUCAAACUGUGGGACAGAGACACAAAGAAACAGGUGGGUCUGUUUGUUUGUGGCGCUCCGGUCGAGGUGCUGCAGGUGAACCCCAAUAAUCCGAGUCAGAUCAUGUGUGGAGACGCACUGGGACAGAUCUACUUCCUGUCCUGGAGAGGAUGAUUAACACCUCCACACUGCAGCGAUUUAAUGUUCAACACUCUGCUUUCACACUUUAUCUCUUUAUUCUGGUGCAAUUUGCUACAAAUUUGCUUUAAUAAUAACUGAUGUAACUGUUAAAAAUUACUUUGCAUCAUAACUAUAAUAAUGUCUAAUGUCCAAAAGCAUCAAUAAAAUUUUUGAUUAAAAA